Phlebotomus argentipes is the source of this 1475-nucleotide messenger RNA. RefSeq names its product trafficking protein particle complex subunit 12. Gene Ontology annotation, cellular component: Golgi apparatus; TRAPP complex. The coding region runs from base 92 to 1462 and encodes 456 amino acids. The transcript has 3 exons. Lineage: Eukaryota; Metazoa; Arthropoda; Insecta; Diptera; Psychodidae. The record is from RefSeq and is a predicted model, not a curated record. Gene Ontology annotation, molecular function: protein binding.
CUGCGGAGUUGUCUGACGGCAUUUUCUAUAGUGAUUGUGCAUUGACAAAAUAACAUCAGGAGUUGCAAAAAGUGAAGAAAAACACGAGAUAAUGACCGAGAAAUACUUCGCUGGCAGUUCAGAGCCGAGCAUAUUCGACAACAUCAUAUCUAAACCAGGAAUGCUGCCGAGACUAGAAGAGGAUUCAGCUUUCCUGAAAGUGACCAACAGCGAUCCUCUGACUGUGACUGACCAGAUCAGAGAUAUAUGGCAGCCCGUGGAGCAGGAGCCCGGCAUUCCUCCGCGCCUGACAAUGCCUGGCGUCUUGUCGGUGGAAGACCUCAACAAUCCCAUCAAGGAGACCAUCAGCACUGCUCUGGGGCCGGAAGAGGCGCGUAAAAUCGUGCACUUGACAUGCAACGACGUGACUCAGGACGAGCGCGGGCUGCGCAAGCUGAUCGAGGAGGGCUGCUUCCGGGCGGCGGUGAAUCUCACCAGUCGCCUGCUCACCAUGUACGGCCAGGGAUACGGACGCCUCGGGCAGCCGGCCAAGCACACGCCGCACUCUCUGCAGCUCUGGUUCACGCGCUUCGCGCUGCUGGUGAAGCUGGGCCUUUUCGAGCUGUGCCAGAUGGAGUGCGAGGCCUUCGGUGAGCUCGAUCGAGCAGACAUCUUCUACGAGUUCUACCCAGAGAUGUACAGCCAGCGUCGUGGCUCGAUGGCGAGCUUCAGCUUCCGGCUGUUGCUGGCAGAGCUGCCCAUGUACCAGGGAGCGCCCAUUGUGGCUCUGCAUCGCUUGACAGUACUCCUGAACACCUGCCAGAGAAUCGAGAAGCUCAUGCAGACCACCAAAGUUGAUGACAACUUGAAAUUCUGGCGCAGGAGACGCGUUCGCGUUCAGCAUUCCAUCAUCAACUGCGCCCUGAUUCUGAAGAACUACUCCAUGGCCAAGCACUUCAUCGAGUCGAUCAUCGAGGAGGCGUGCUGGGCCAAGGAAGAGCUCGGCGCGCUCUACUCAGUCGCCGCCAGAGUUUACUUGCAGUGCGGCGACAUUGUGGCGGCGGAAAAGCGUUGGACAAGCAUCAGAAAGUUGGGCGUGACGAGUCAGCUAUUCCAGGUGCAGGAAUGCAUGGACAAAGGACUAAUAUUUGUGGCGCAGAAUGACUUUGAGGAGGCGCUCAAGUGCUUUCAGAAAGCGUCGUCUUUGGAACCGACCAGCAUCCUGAUUUCCAACAACAUCGCCGUUUGCUUGCUGUAUUUGGGCAAGAUGAAGGAGGCAAUUGCAACGUACGAGAAGAUAAAUCUGGCCAACUCUAAGCAGACCAUGAAUGAGAACUUCCUAAUCAAUCUGUGCACGCUGUACGAGCUAGAAUCCAACUUCUCGCGUCCCAAGAAAAUAGUGCAACUGCAGAAGCUCGCCAAUGAGCACAGGGAUCUCUGCAUGAGCAUCGAAGUGUGUCUGAAAUUGAAUUCAAAUAACUAGUUUGUUAGACAAA